Molecule: messenger RNA, 1382 nt
Organism: Diorhabda carinulata
Lineage: Eukaryota; Metazoa; Arthropoda; Insecta; Coleoptera; Chrysomelidae
Product: mitochondrial ribosome-associated GTPase 2
Exons: 3
Coding region: 165-1367 (400 amino acids)
Cellular component (GO): mitochondrion
Molecular function (GO): magnesium ion binding; GTPase activity; GTP binding
Source: RefSeq, a predicted model, not a curated record
UCUUUCUUACAAAUAAAAAAAUAGAAUUUUAAUUUAUCAAACAUGAUUUUUUGUUAAAGUGAAAUAAGCGUGAAACUAGUAAUUUGGAGAUUUAGUGGAAUCUAUAAUCAUGUAUAAAUUAAAUGUGGCAACGUGGUUUCUUUUAAUCUUUUGAAAGUAAGGUUAUGAAGGAUUGUUUAUUAUUUGUGUUUAAGAAAAGUAUUUGUAUAAUGUUUAAUAGAUUUGGUUUCAAGAUUUUACCAAGCGUUUGUAGGUUUUCUCAAAAAGUAGCACAACCGUUAAGAAGUAAAAAACCUAAAUCAUCAGCAUCCACUAUACAAAGUUACGUUGAUAUCAAACACCUCAGAGUAGUCGGUGGUAAAGGAGGAGAUGGUUGUAUUUCAUUUCUUUCUGUAUUUGGUAACGAAUUUGCCGGUCCGGAUGGAGGAGACGGUGGCAAUGGAGGUCACGUAAUUUUUCAACCGUCUGAAGACGUGAAAGACUUGAGUCGAGUUCCAACAGUAGCGCGAGCUAACAAUGGAAUUAACGGAACUACUAAGGAUUGUCAUGGAAAAAAUGCCGAUCAUUGUUCAAUUAAAGUACCCGUAGGAACAAUAAUUAAAGAUUCGACUGGUAAGGUGGUUGGUGAUUUAUCACAUCCAAGUUUGCUAUUUGUAGCGGCCAGAGGCGGUGCCGGAGGCAAAGGAAACCACUACUUCAUUUCUGAUACACAACAAACACCUCAGAUUUGUGAAUAUGGAGCUCAAGGUGAAGAUUUAGAAUAUACUAUUGAAGUUAAAAGUAUGGCCCAUAUUGGACUGAUAGGUUUCCCAAAUGCUGGUAAAAGUACUUUAUUAAGGGCCAUUUCGAGAGCCAGACCUAAAGUAGCACCUUAUCCAUUUACUACAUUAAAACCACAUGUUGGAAUAGUGCAGUACGACGACUACGAACAAAUAGCAGGUGAUAUAACAAAAUUUGUAUUCAUAUUUUGUUUUUAUAACGAACAUUUUGUUUUUCAAGUUGCCGAUUUACCAGGUUUGAUACCAGAUUCUCACAAAAACAAAGGAUUAGGAAUUCAAUUUUUGAAACAUGCCGAAAGAUGUACUGCACUCUUGUACAUAAUUGAUAUGUCAGAACCGGAACCAUGGCGACAUCUUGAAGUUUUACAAUUCGAAUUAUCACAGUUCAACGAUGAUCUUAAUUCAAGACCACAAUUGAUAGCCGCAAAUAAAAUAGAUGUUCCAAUAGCAGAAGAAAACGUAGAGGAAUUGAAAAAAAGGACUGAUAUACCGGUUAUACCGAUUAGUGCUAAAUUGGGUACGAAUGUAUCAUCACUUCUAAGGGAAAUUAAAAUUAUUUAUGAUAAAGAGAAAGAAAAUAAACAGUGAUGAUUUUAAAACAAA